AUGGGCCGACGCUCCACGUUCUCAAGCCCAAUCGAUGGUCGGCGGAAGACACCCUGCCGGAAGGAGACACUUAUGGCGAAGGGACAAAUAUUAGCUGUUCUUCAAAUAGGUGGAGAAUUCACCACCGAUGAAGAUGGACACAUGUCAUAUUCUGGUGGAGAGGCACAUGCUAUGCAUGUCCAAAGUGACUGGACUUUUAGUGCAUUUAAGCAAGAGAUAUCGUCGACACUUAACAAUCUGAAGCUUGACCAGUUUGCAUUCAAGUAUUUCCUUCCAAAGAAUGAUAAAACUUUGAUCUCUAUUUCCAAUGACAAGGACCUACGACGCAUGGUUGAAUUCCAUGCAGAGUCAGAUUCAACAUACAUUUAUGUCAUGAAGAAAGCUGACAACAGGUCAAAGAGCAUUCUUGCUGUCUCGGCCACUCCCACAGAUGCCUUUGCCAUUGCCCCAACAACUCAGGAUGGGUCUAAGAGACAAAAGGUUUGUGCAAGUUGGAAGAAUGUGAUAACUGGAGUUGGCCAAGUGUUUGAAGGACCUAAGGAUUUCCGUGAUGCCUUGCAUAAGUAUGCCAUUGCACAUAGGUUCCAUUAUAGAUUUAUCAAGAACGAUUCAUCUCGUGUGACUGCUGAGUGUACUGGUGAAGGUUGCCCAUGGCGAAUACAUGCUUCUAAGUCCCCUGCAAAGAAAGAAUUUAUGAUCAAGAAAAUAUCUGAAAGCCACACCUGUGAAUCAGAAACAGUCAAAAGUAAUCGGUUGGCUUCUCAGCGAUGGGUUGCUAGUGUCAUAAAAGAAAAGUUGCGUGAUAGUCCAAACUACAGACCAAGAGAUAUUGCAAAUGAUCUUCAACGAUGGCCUUGGAAGAUUCAAAGUUUCGCUUUCUUUGUUGCAUUCCAUGCGCCGCUCCAUGGUUUUGAGCAUGGGUGCAGGCCGCUACUUUUUCUUGAAGCGAUAACUGCAAAGCCCAAUAAGCAUUGGAAGCUACUGGCUGCUGCUUCAGUUGAUGGUGAAGGUGAUGUGUUCCCAGUUGCUUUUGGUGUUGUGGAUGAUGAGUCGCGUGAAAAUUGGCAUUGGUUUCUCGAGCAACUAAAAUCUUCACUUGGGACAUCUCGGACCAUCACAUUCAUAUCGAAUGGAGAACAUGGACUUUGGGAUGUAGUAUCUUCGGUUUUCCAAGAGAGUCAUCAUGGCUACUGUGUGGAGUCUCUUAUUGAAGAAUUUAAGACGCAGCUGGAUGAUGCAUGGACUGAGGAACUAAAAGAUUCCAUGGUUGAGCAUCUUAAAAAGGCCAUAUAUUCAUGCACAGAUGAUGAGUUCAAUCAGUAUAUUGAGUUCAUCAAAAGUGAAUCUGACAAGCUUGCUGAUUGGCUCUUGGAGAUCAAACCUGAGCAGUGGUCAGAUGCUUUUUUUAAGGGAUCACGUCAUGGGCAGUAUUCUUGUAAUAUUUUUGGCACUGUGUCUGAGUGGAUUCCCACGAGAUAUGAGCUUUCAGUUGUGCAAUUGGUUGACACGAUAAGGUGCAAGCUGAUGGAGAUGAUGUACACACGCAGGGAAUCUUCCAAUGCAUGGACUGAGGUAUUAACACCGGCAGCCAAUCAGAAACUUCAGGAAGAGGUGAACAAAGCCCACACCCUCAAUGUCCUUCCAGCAGAAAACGAUGAAAAUGGCAACGUGUUUAAGGUCUGUGAUGACUCAGUUAAUGUUGUCAACCUUGACACAUGGGAAUGCACCUGCCAAAGGUGGCAUAUUUCUGGGCUGCCGUGCAUGCAUGCGAUUGCCGUAUUGGACCGCACCGGGCAAUAUGCAUAUGACUACUGUGUGAAGUACUUCACAACAGGAUGCUACCGCUUGACCUAUUCCUUGUCAAUAAAUCCCAUACCUGAUGUUGUUGUGCCACCUACAUUAAUCGACCCAGCUCAGAGCCCAGCAACAUACCCAUGCCCACUGCGAACCCGGCGUCGGGUUGGCCGGCCAAAAGAGAAGCCUGCUGAUCCUCGCAUUGCAAUCAAGAGGGCAGUGCGCUGCAGCAGGUGCAAGGGUUAUGGCCACAACAAGGCAACCUGCAAAGUUCCUAUCAGCACAUAG
This is a messenger RNA of Miscanthus lutarioriparius, 2082 nucleotides long. The record is from the annotation of a GenBank genome assembly. NCBI's taxonomy places the organism in Eukaryota, Viridiplantae, Streptophyta, Magnoliopsida, Poales, Poaceae.